Messenger RNA from Artibeus jamaicensis (Jamaican fruit-eating bat), 2354 nucleotides. RefSeq names its product FA complementation group G (gene FANCG). NCBI's taxonomy places the organism in Eukaryota, Metazoa, Chordata, Mammalia, Chiroptera, Phyllostomidae. Gene Ontology annotation, molecular function: protein binding. Gene Ontology annotation, biological process: interstrand cross-link repair. Gene Ontology annotation, cellular component: Fanconi anaemia nuclear complex. The coding region runs from base 183 to 2063 and encodes 626 amino acids. The record is from RefSeq and is a predicted model, not a curated record. The transcript is spliced from 15 exons.
UCAGACAUAAAGUCCCGCCUUUUGCCCGCCUCAGCCUUCCUCACCGGUCUGUCCAUACUCGUUUGUUUUUCGAGUUUCCCGCGGGCACCAUCCCUUGAAGACGACCAACCACAACCGAGUUUUGUUAGCCUGGCCAACCAGAGGCGAGGGCCUCCAGGUGUUCGGGCCCGGCCUCGGCCACCAUGUCCCACCAGCCCCCUCUGGGUUCCUCAGUGCCACAAGUCAACUGCCUGGACCUGUGGAGGGCAGAGAAUGACCGGCUAGUACGACAGGCCAAGGUGGCUCAGGACUCGGGUCUGUCUCUGAGGCGGCAGCAGUUGGCUCAAGAUGCACUGGAAGGGUUCAGGGGACUCCUCCAUAGUCUGCAGGGGCUCCCUGCAGCUGUUCUUGUUCUACCCUUGGAAUUGACUGUUAUCUGCAACUUCACUACCUUGAGGGCGAGCCUGGCCCAGGGUUUCACUGAGGACCAGGCACAGGAUAUCCAACGUGGCCUAGAGAGAGUGCUGGAAACCCAGAAGCAGCUGGGGCCCAGGCUGGAAGGUGGACUCAUGGAGCUGUGGAACUCCAUCCUCCACGUAUCCUCCCUUCCACUGAGGCUGCUCCCUGCCCUUCAUCAUCUGGCGGGCCUGCAGGCUGCUCUCUGGCUAAGCACUGAUCGUCUUGGGGACUUGACCUUGCUGCUGCAGACCCUGAACAGCAGCCAGAAUGAGGCCUCUGGGGAUCUGCUGAUCCUUCUAAAAACGUGGAGUCCCCCAGCUAAGGAGUCAGAUGACCCACUGACCCUGCAGGAUGCCCAGGGAUUGAGGGAUGUCCUUCUGACAGCAUCUGCCUUUCGCCAAGGCCUCCAGGAGCUGAUCACAGGGAGUCUGCCCAGAGCAUUGAGCAGCCUGUAUGAAGCGGCCUCAGGUCUGUGCCCACGGCCUGUGUUGGUCCAGGUGUACACAGCACUGGGGACCUGUCUCCGAAAGAUGGGCAAUCCACAGAGAGCUCUGCUAUACUUGGUUGCAGCCCUGAAAGGGGAGUCAAUCUGUGGUCCCCCACUUCUGGAGGCCUCGAGGCUAUAUCGGCAACUGGGGAACACAGCGGCAGAGCUGGAGAGUCUGGAACUUCUGGUUGAGGCCUUGAAUGUCAUUCCCAGCUCUGAAGUCCCCCAUUUUCUUAUUGAGGUAGAGUUGCUACUCCCACGACCUGACCCAGCCUCACCCCUUCACUGUGGUACACCGAGCCAGGUCAAAUACCUGCUAGCAAGCCGAUGCCUACAGAUGGGAAGGGCAGAAGAUGCUGCAGAGCAUUACUUGGACCUGCUGGCCCUGUUGCUAGAUGACUCGGAGCCAAAGUUCUCCCCACCCCCCCACCCCCCAGGGCCCUGUAUGCCUGAGAUGUUCUUGGAGGCAGCAGCAGCACUGAUCCAGGCAGGCCGAGCUCAGGAUGCUUUGACAGUAUGUGAGGAGCUGCUGAGCCGCACGUCAUCUCUGCUUCCCAAGAUGCCCCAGCUAUGGAAAGAUGCCAGAAAAGAAACCAAGGAAUCACCACACUGCCCAACCUGGGUCUCUGCCACCCACCUGCUUCUGGGCCAAGCCUGGGUGCAACUAGGGGCCCAAAAACAAGCAAUUAGUGAAUUUAGCCGGUGCCUUGAGCUGCUCUUCCGAGCCACACCUAAAGACAAAGUACAAGGGCCUGCUUCCAACUGUGAGCAGGGCUAUACAUCAGAUGUGGAACUACAACAGCUUCGGGCAGCUGCCUUGAUUAGUCGUGGACUAGAAUGGGGGGCCAGUGGCCAGGAUACCAAAGCACUACAGGACUUCCUCCUCAGUGUGCAGGUGUACCCAGGUAAUGGAGAUGCUUCCUUUCAUCUGCUUCAGACCCUGAAGAGGCUGGAUCGGAGGGAUGAGGCCACUGCUCUUUGGCAGAGGCUGGAGGUCCAAGAUAAGUUGCCACAGGAGAAUGCUACAUGGUCUCUCCCCUUGUACCUUGAAACCUGUUUGAGCUGGAUUCGUCCUCCUGACCGUGAAGCCCUUCUUGAAGAGUUUCGGACAUCUCUGCAGGAGCCUUGUGACCUGUAGCUGCCAAGUUUUGAAGAGUCUGAGCUUGGGCCCCCAGUGGGCCAUCUUUCUGUGGGGAGGGCUUUCUGCUUUACCAUCUUUGGGGAAUGUGGCUGGAGCUGACCAUUCCUAUAUGAGUCUGACUUUGGAGAGGUUGGUGGUACGCCUGCAAAAUUUUUUGGCCUAGUUACUGGCAUCUGGUUCCAGAGGACCCCCCCUUCCUCUACCGCCACCAAUAAGGCAUUGACUUUGCUCAUGGCACCUUUUUUUCCUGUUUCCCCUUUUCUUGUGUUCAGUAAAAUCUCAUAUCUA